UGAAGAAGGAAUGAGAUUCCUGUAAUGGCUGCUUCCUGGAAGGCAGUGUCAUGUGGAACCCCUUAGCCUCAGCAUCCAGAGCUCCAGGAAGGGAACAUUUCCAGUCAGGUAGAAUUAUAUAUAUACUAUUUCUUUGGAAACUUCAGCCAUCAAGAUUCAGCCAUCAAAAUUCCACCAUCAUGACUUCUGUUUCAACACAAUGGCUCUUAGUCCUCAUUUUACUGCUUUUGUUGCUGCCUGUUGUUGAAGCAGUAGAAGCCAGAAAUGCAAUUGCUGUCAUGUUGGGUGUGGUUCUCAGCAUUACAGGCAUUUGUGCUUGCUUGGGGGUAUGUGCACAAAAGAGAAAUGGACAGAUAUGA
This is a messenger RNA of Pan troglodytes (chimpanzee), 359 nucleotides long. Its product is annotated as small integral membrane protein 30-like. NCBI's taxonomy places the organism in Eukaryota, Metazoa, Chordata, Mammalia, Primates, Hominidae. The transcript has a single exon. The record is from RefSeq and is a predicted model, not a curated record. The coding region runs from base 51 to 359 and encodes 102 amino acids.